Eurytemora carolleeae is the source of this 3577-nucleotide messenger RNA. RefSeq lists its product as uncharacterized. The coding region runs from base 658 to 3234 and encodes 858 amino acids. The record is from RefSeq and is a predicted model, not a curated record. NCBI's taxonomy places the organism in Eukaryota, Metazoa, Arthropoda, Copepoda, Calanoida, Temoridae. The transcript has 24 exons.
CAUAAAAAGUAAUAUUUUUUAAAAAUAGUUUAAUUGGAUGAUGUUGUUUGAUAAAUGCAACACGUCAAAUACACGUAGGCAUAACUCUUCUUAUUGAAGAGAUUUUGAAAAAAAAUGUUUGAAUUAAUAAUAUUUUGCAUUUCUUUCACUUGUUCGUAAAAUCAGAACUAGAGGAGCAACGGAAUCACAAAGUUGUUACAGUAAUGUAAAUUGAACUUGACCUUAGUUUGCAGGGUUGCAAUGUGUUUUGUCGAUAUCCUUGCAAACAAUUGAAAACAAUUAAUCAUUGCAUAUUGCGAAAUAUUUUGUAAAUAUAUUGUACAGAGGUAAUAAAAAAUAAAAAUGUUGGUAAAAUAUAUCUUUUGCUCUUAAACCUGGACCCAAAUUUGUUAACGUCUGUUUUAUGAAUUUUUCAGGGGACAUUAGUUCCAAACCAGGGUUAUGGCAAAAUGUCUAGCACUUCGCAGUUUUUAACUACUUUUCUAUAUCAUAUAUUUUAAUUCAUAAUCUGUAAUUUGUUUAAGAAAAAUAUUGAGAUGGAAGUUUGCAAAUCUGGGACUUUUUUGUGAAAAAUCCGGGAAAAUGGCUUUAACAGUACAUUUGUUAAACAACAAAUCUAACAAACAGAAAUAAUUUGAAAGAGUAUAGGCCGGUAGGAUGAGCGGCACUAGUUCCUGGUUCUUCCUCUGGGUUCCUGCAAGGGAGUUCGAGAAAGAGAAAAAUUCCAAAGAAAGGGUUGGUGAGGUAGAUCCUGAAACUAUUGGUUCUGUGGUUUCAAGGCCUGGAGCGUCUAGAGCCUGGUCCUUUAGUACUCUAAGAUCAAGGGAUGGAUCAAUAUGUCAGGGGAAACCAGCCUCUGAUCAAACACAGGACACCAGGAAACCCUACACUGAUCCUGCACAGGACACCAGGAAACCUUAUACUGAUCCUGCACAGGAAACAAGGAAACCAGGAGGGGAAGAACCCAAUACUUUAUCUAACAGGAGCAGUGAAGAGAAACCAGGAAUAAACUGUUUACCCGCUAUUCAGGAGGAUGUAAACUCUCAAAAAUCUGACUCAGCUGGAUCCACGAGCCAUCUAAUAAAAGAGGAGAAGAAACGAAAGAAGUAUGACAGCUCUCAUGUACAAGACGUGGAGAAACUAGAAAAUCCGGGGAAAAGUUUUAAAAUCAGAUAUGUACCAGAAGAGGAAUUAAAUCAAACAGAAGAAACCCCCUCUUCCAGUUCAAUAACAACAACUUCAACCGUAACUACAAGUGCUGGAAGCUUGUCUGCUGUUCUUUCAGCAAACCCUCAAACAUCGAUAUCAAUGUCAAACUUUGAUGAAUCAAUUCACUUUGAUCUUUCAGCAUCUAAAUCAUCACCUACUAAUCCAACUGCAGAACCAUACUUUGUAUCACCAUCAUUCUCAAGCAGAGCAUCACCCUUCUCAUUCACACCAACACCUUCAAAGUCUAAAGCAGGGUCAAUAUUGUCAGUCAGAGAUUCAUCUUCAUCAGAUGUAUCUUCAGCUUCCUCUUCUAUUCCGACAAUAUCUUCAGUAUUUACAUCAGCCUUCUCAAAUAAUAAAGUAGCACCUGCCACAGAAACAAUAUCUUUUAAAGCAAUGGGAUCAGCACAAGUUACAUUUUCAUCACCUUCAUCAGCAGACACAGAGUCUACUCUUGUUGAAGACAGUUUUCUCAAAUACGAAGAUAGUGAUGAGGAGAGUUUAGACGGACACACAACUAUAAAAACCAAAGAUGACAGAGGAAGCCUUUUUGAGAAAUCUACAAUGUCUUUCUUAGAGUUAGAACCAAUGCAGGAUGUUUGUGAAAACAUUUUAAAGAAACUAGAAAUCACACCAGUCACAGUUCAGCCCAGUAUUGACAACAAACAGGUUCUUUUUACCUUUGUUGUUCCAUAUGAUUUGGUGGAGGCAGUUCUACUGGAGUUCCAAAACCAGGGUAUUGGUAGUACUGGAGAAUCUACUAUUAGUGUUGUUCCCUCUGGUAUUCAUUUCUCUACACAGGAGAACUAUGAUAUUGAUAGUAAAGAAGAAGAGGAUGAUGAUUUUGAGAAGUUUUACACGAGUGUAAAAUCACGUCUCUUAGUAGCUGAAGUUAUUGCUAGAAUUCAGGCUGGUGCUGAGUUCUCAUUUGAUUUCCUACUUCUAUUGUUGUUAGCUGGAGCAAUAUCUUUCAUGGGUUUAGUUGAGAACUCUAGUGUGGUUCUAGUUGCUUCUAUGCUUGUAUCUCCUCUCAUGGGACCUAUUCUAGCAGGAAUAUUUGGUUGUGUGAUCCAUGACACUGCUCUGAUAAGAAAAGGAAUCCGUCACGAGGUGUUGGCACUUCUAAUCUGUAUUCUCCUUGGACUAGUUCUAGGUCUAAUCAUCUCACCACUCUCACAGAUCUACGGGUGUCCUCAGUAUCCAACUCCAGAAAUGCUUUCACGUGGAGAACUUCGAUCUCUUCUGGUUGGUGUUUUAAUUGCCACGCCCAGUGGAGCAGGCGUGGCACUGUCUGUACUCGGCGGGAAUGCUGGAUCUUUGGUGGGUGUGGCAAUUUCUGCCUCUCUCCUCCCUCCAGCUAUUAAUUGUGGAAUGUUCUGGUCGUUAUCUAUUGUAAUACUUAUAGCAGGUCAGGUUGGCCAUGGAAACAGACCAUUGUUCCAUGGAUUUGGAACAGCUGUUGAUCCUGUGAGUAACCUGACAGUAUCACUGUAUGAAUUCAGAUAUUCAGAAAAUCAAGCUUUAGAAGCAUUUCUACUCGGACUAACAAGUUUAGCGCUGACUCUGACUAAUAUUCUCUUCAUAAUUGUGACUGGGGUUUUUAUUCUUCAUGUCAAGGAAGUGACUCCUGAGAAAAUUCCCCAAAAGUUUUCAGAUUUUUGGAGAAAAGACGUGAAAGCUCACAGGAAUUAUUACAAGACCCUUUCUAAAGAAGAUCAUCAAACUAUUCUAAACGAACUACAGAAAAUGGGAAUCGCUAAGCGUGAAGAUGAAGGUCUUGAAGGAACCUUUCUACAGAACAUGUUUGAGGUAGAUGCUGAGGUUGACAGGAUAAAUAUCAAGGAUUGGGUUACAGUCCCCCCUUCGACACUUCCAAACCAAUCAUAUCAUAAAACUAAAGUUCGGCAGACUGUUCACAGGUUAAAAAAGAAGCAUAAACAUCACAGGAAGCAAUUUGCUAAAAGUAUCUCAAUGACGGAGAAUAGGAGUUCGUUGAGAAUGUUUGUUUUUGAGAAACCUCUUUGAUCUUCACAGCACUUAAAUCUGAAAUAAUACGAAGAAAGAGUAUAUAGAGAACAGUUUGGACAUUUCUACUAUUUAAUUUGGUUGACCUUACAGCUUCAAUUUUUUAAAUUUAGAAUUCCAGGAUCCGUUCCAAAAUAUUGCAAAAGAUGAUUUCCAAUCAAUUUUACUAUAAGAAAUAUAUAUCCAACCUAUUUUUUAAAGAAAGGUCAAAAUGCUCAGAAAUUUGAACAAAUAUUAUGUAAUCCUAUAAUACCACAUUUGUGUGAUUUAUUGUACAGUGCAUACGUGUUAAUAAGGUAGGGGGACACACAAAGGGGGUUAAAAUAAAUUAUUUCUUGGGUAA